UCCGAUUUUUAAGCCCCUCCUGCAGUUCUGCUCGAUUGCUAAUUUAAUAUGGUCUUGGGCUUAAUUUUGUUCUGCAUAGACCCGGAACGCACCUCUGAUCAAUUGGAUGAGAAUCUUCCCUCAAAUAAAUAAAUAAAUUGGAUGACAAUCUGUAAACUGCUGACAUGUUACCAUAAUUUAAUUUAGCCGGAUAUUUGCGCACCUUUGUUCUCAGGAGCACUGACUGCUCAGGAGUACAAAUACUUUGUUCUUUUCGUGGAAGUGCAGAAACAAUUAAUACGGUGGGAAUUGUUUGUUCUUUUGUGGGUAGAACGAUAUUUUUGUGUGUGUUCCAGUUUAUUCAAAUGAUUGUCAUGGUGAUGUGCAGUUAUGAAGUUUCCAAUAACAUGCCCAGUUUGGGCCACCAUUCAGAAAAAAUGUGGUAGAAUGGGUAGGAAAAAAAUUUAAAUAGGGUUUAAUGUGGUUUUCCAGUGCCUAUUUGUAUUUUACCAGAAUCUUUUAAAUGUACCCAAAAAAAAUCUGGAACACAUCUAAAUGCGUGUCAUUUUAUAAUGGGCGGCGAAGGCGACGGCGGCGGCUGCAAGGGCGCCGCAGACGCCGUGCAGGACCUCAUGCUGCCGUUGGGGAUGUCCUUCGCGGUGGUUCUCGCUCAGGUUCUGAAUAAAAGCGGCGGUUCUGGAAGCAGAUUACAACCUGAUUUUCUUUCAAAGAUGUGUACCUCAGCUGUGAAGGAGUCCUUGACAAAUAUAUAUGGAGACAGGUUUGAUAGUUUCAUUGGAAACUUUGAGAAAUCAUUUGGCAGUACACUGAGGACCCUUCAUCUACUCAACGAGGUACCUGCCUGUGAGCAAGAUAUCCCUCAAUGUUCUCACGGUGAUGGUAAUCCUGUGGCGGAGACCAAAUUGAGUGGUGCUGAUUCACAUGGCCCAAUACCUGAUGUCCAGCAGAAUACACUCUUGAAUUCCAUGAAUAAUCAGAUUAUUCUUCACACGAAUGUCAAUCAACAGCUGAUUCAGCUACCUCGUAGCAGAUCUAGUCCAGAAUGUGAUCAGGACAUCCUUAAUGUGUUUGAGAGAUCUCUGAAUGAGCAAGUUCGUUCAAAUGAGCUCAAAGAACUCGAAAUAGGGCUUAAUAUGAGAAAGUUGCAACUAAAGCAAUCUCAUUUAGCUCUGAGCUCCUACUCACACAUGUUAGAGAAGAUCAAGAUCUCUAUGGGAUUUCAGAAAGCUGCUUUCAGAGAGGAGAAAUUAAAGACUCAAAUGGAGGAUAGAAGACAUGCUGAACUCCUCAAGAGGCUUAUAGAUAUGCUUCUGACAGCAGUAGUUUUUAUGUCUGCCUGUUUCGGAUAUGGAACAUAUAUUUAUUCGUACCAGCGGAUAACCGCUGUUACUGCAGCCUGUGCAGCUGCUUCAAGGGAGUCCAAAUCAUGGUGGAUGCCAAAUUCUGUAUCAUCUUUGAACUCAGGAUUACUGUUUUUCAGAUGUCAUCUGAUUGCAGCAACAAGGAUAUCAUUCGGCAUGCUGAUGAUUCUAUUGAUUGGUUGGUUGAUAUUCCAGCGUUCUGCGAUGACUGGACCCAAUAUGCCAAUAACAUUUAAUCUCGUGUUAUUGGGAGGUGUUUGUGGUUUUGUUGGAAGGUUCUGCGUUGACACACUAGGCGGGGAUGGAAAUGUUUGGCUGCUAUUCUGGGAAAUCCUUUGUGCCAUCCAUUUACUUGGAAACAGCUACCCGUCUCUUCUAUAUCGUGGCCUGUAUGGUCCUAUUUCUGUGACACACAGACCCAGGGCUGUUGGUUUGCCGUAUUGGGUUCGCCGGUACAUAUUUUACGCUGUGCUGUCCUUGAUCCUUCCAUGCUUGGCUGGUUUGUUGCCGUUCGCAUCUCUAUCAGACUGGAGGGAACAUGCAGUUGAAUAUAUGAUGUCCAGAUUCACUGGAAAUGACAUUGAGACUUGAGAGAUCAGAUGUGGCCAUUAGCAUGGGAGCAGAAACCUGAGAAGUUUCAUCAGGCAGAGCAACAAUGAGCACAUGCGCAAGAUUGGACCUGUUUUGUGAAGAUGAAGUCAAUGUAGUAAAAGUGUCAUCUUCUGGCCUGAAUCUCCCUUCCUACUUAAUCAUCUGGUGAACCAGGUUUUGAUGGUUGGAUUCUUUUGUCACAGCCGUUAUGUAAUUCGCCUAUGUAAUUUCUUCCCUUUGGGAAAUACAUCAUCAUGGAUGGUUGUGCUCUUUA
This is a messenger RNA of Hordeum vulgare subsp. vulgare (domesticated barley), 2226 nucleotides long. RefSeq names its product protein CPR-5-like. The transcript has 5 exons. Gene Ontology annotation, biological process: defense response; trichome morphogenesis; leaf senescence. The record is from RefSeq and is a predicted model, not a curated record. Lineage: Eukaryota; Viridiplantae; Streptophyta; Magnoliopsida; Poales; Poaceae. Bases 552 to 1952 code for a protein of 466 amino acids.